This is a messenger RNA of Bombus pascuorum, 8398 nucleotides long. RefSeq names its product AT-rich interactive domain-containing protein 4B (gene htk). The transcript is spliced from 7 exons. Gene Ontology annotation, cellular component: nucleus. Gene Ontology annotation, molecular function: transcription cis-regulatory region binding. NCBI's taxonomy places the organism in Eukaryota, Metazoa, Arthropoda, Insecta, Hymenoptera, Apidae. The coding region runs from base 224 to 5764 and encodes 1846 amino acids. Gene Ontology annotation, biological process: regulation of transcription by RNA polymerase II. The record is from RefSeq and is a predicted model, not a curated record.
GCUGACAAGUUGCGUUGGGGUGGAAAUGGGCAGGGAACAGGAGCUUGUACGCAUUCGGGCCGUGAAGUGUUGGUUCCGCGAAGGGGGUCAGAUUCUCACAGCCAACUGGAAUUUUUCCUGUGUUGUUACUUUCAACGAUAUAAUGUAAAACUGUUCAAUUUUAAUGUCACUCACGUGUCAGUGUCUUAAGAUUAUUUAUAUGGAGAUCGUGGAGCGCUAGAAGAUGCUGGGAGACGAUCCACCGUACCUAUCAGUGGGUACGGAGGUUAGUGCUAAAUACAAGGGUGCCUUUUGUGAAGCAAAAAUUCGGAAAGUAGUAAGAUCAGUGAAAUGCAGAGUGACUUAUAAACAAGGCUUGGGUACAGCAACAGUAGCUGAUGAUCAGAUAAAAGGGACUUUAAGAGUAGGUGCAUCUGUUGAAGCUAAACAUGGAGAUAGAAAAGAAUUUGUGGAAGCUACUAUCACUAAAAUUCAAGAUUGUAGUCAAUAUACUGUAGUUUUUGAUGAUGGAGAUAUUACUACAUUAAGAAGAACUGCACUUUGUUUGAAAAGUGGAAGACAUUUUGCAGAGAGUGAAACUUUGGACCAACUUCCUUUGACACAUCCAGAACAUUUUGGAAAUCCAGUAAUUGGAGGAAGAAGAGGACGGCGGUCUAGACAAGCACAAGAUGAAAGUAGUGAUGAUGAAGAUAGUCCUCCACGAGGAACUCGUGAUUCCGGUUCUAGUGGAACAGGCAAAGAAGGAAUGGAGACAGAACCUGAAAUUGGACGAGUUGUAUGUGUGGAACUUGGAGAUAAAAAGAAGAAAGAUAAUUGGUUCCCUGGAUUAGUGGUUGCUCCAACUGCUCAAGAUACAGUAAGAAUUCGAGUAAGAGAUGACUACCUUGUGCGAUCAUUUAAGGAUGCACGAUAUUAUACAGUUCCAAAGAAAGAGGCCACUGAAUUCACAAAAGAACUUGUCAACAAAGUUGAGAAUAGUACAUUGAAGGUUGCAGUAGAGAAGGCAUUGCUAUUUUUAGAAAAGAAUGAGUUACCUCCCCAUUGGGAUAGAGAUUCUCUUUUUGGACAUUCUGUAUCAAGCGGAAACAGUGACUCAGAUGGGGAACUUGAUUCUGAUAGUUCUGACGAUGAACCGCGCGAAGAAAAAGAUCACUUUGUGGCACAACUGUAUAAGUUUAUGGAUGACCGUGGUACACCUAUUAACAACUGUCCAAUGAUAGGUUCUGAGGACAUAGAUCUAUAUAGGUUAUUUCGAGCUGUCUAUAAGUUAGGCGGUUAUAAUCGUGUAACAAAUCAAAAUCAAUGGAAAUUAAUAACACGUCGCUUGAGCUUUACAAUGCAAAAUUCACCAUCGACGCACAAUUUGGUUAAACAGGCCUAUAAGAAAUUCUUACAUUCCUUUGAAGAUUUUUAUAGGAAGUUAGGUUGUACUAUGGUAAAUCAUCCAAGGGGUACUAUGCGUAAACAACGUCCUGGAAGAAGUCUGAUUAGGGAUAAAGACAGAAAUACGCCCGUACCACCUCAAGUGUCUAAUAUCAAAAAUGAAAAAGAGGAAGAAGAUAAAAAGAUCAUGGAAGAAGAAAAGAAAGAGAAAAAGGAGACAAAAAAAGAACAAUCAAUAAAAGAAGAAGAAAUUGUGAAGAUAAAGAAGAAAGAUGAAUUUGAAGAAAGCGGUAGCGGACAAGACAGUGACGUAAACGUUGAAGGUGAAGCUGAAUCUUCAUCUAGUAGUGAAAAAUCUCAAAAAAUAUCAACAUCCUUAUCCUUGCCAAACAGAGGCAAAUCUAAAAAUAAAGAAGACACAAAGAAAAAAGUAAUAGAAAAAAAGAAAACUGAACCUAAAAGACAAGAAAAGAAAGACGAUAAAAUGAAAGAAGAAGAUGCUGCUAAAACAAGAUCUAAAUCUAAAGAUGAUAAUGUAAAAAGUAAAAUGUCUUCUGAAAAUAGGGAAACACGAACUCCAUCGAGAGAAUCGGAAAGAAAAACUUUAUCUAAGCAAAGACGAUUGAUGGAUGAAGAUUUAAAGAAACGGGGGAGAAAACGAAAAGAGUAUGAGGCAGAAAAAUCACGUACAGACGAACAGUCAACAGAUUCAGCUCCUUGUUACAAAGGACCUGUAGAAUUAGGAGAUAGACUAAAAGUAUAUUAUGGACCUACUCAUGAAUCUAAAGUUACUUAUGAAGCAAAAGUUAUUGAUAUGGAAAAAGAUGGUACAGAACCAAUGUAUUUAGUGCAUUAUACUGGAUGGAAUACGAGAUAUGAUGAAUGGAUUAAACCAUCGAGGAUAGCACAGAAUUUUACACAAGCUCAAGGUAAAGUAAAACGAAUUAAAGUUACUUCACGACCUCAAACUCCCAGUACGAAUUUAUCAAAUAACAUCAAUAAGUCAUCAAAAAUUGUUUCUAACACUAAUUCAAAUGCAUCUCAAAAUAGACGUCGAGCGCAAAGUGUUGCACCUACUACAUCAGUUGUUUCAUCUACUACGACAAAAGAAAUCAAGAAAGAAGAUAAGGAAAAAGAAAUAUCUCAACCGACUAGAUCUACGACUCCAUUGUCUGUUAUAAGUUCUAGUUCUAGAACCAAAAGUCCAGCAACACCAGCAAACAAUCGUCAAACACGAACAAGAAAUAAUGAUACAUCUAGCACAGAACAUCGAAGGCGUACUAGGAGAACUUCUGGACAUGCGGAUAUAGUUCCAUCGGAAACUGAAGAAAGUGAAACAUAUGAUUCAGAUACUACAGAAUCUGAACAAACAAGAACGAAAUCUAAGAUUACAGAGGAAAGAAAACGUAGAGAAGCGAGAUACAGAGUUGAAGACAGAAUAAAACCUGACGAAACUAGCGAGGGUGAAGAAGACAAAGAUAAUUUAGAAGAACCACGUAGAGGUAGACGUUUAAGAAGAACAAUUAGUAAAUCGCAAGGUAUAAAAUCUGAACCAGAUAGCGAUGAAGAACAACCGAAAGGUCGAGAUUUUGACUUAAAUCAAAUACGAUCUGAAUUAAAAGGUUUUGAUAAAGCAGUGAAAUUGGAACUUGUUAGGGUUGAACCAGAUCCAGAGGAUGAAAUAAAAAUAGAAGAAAAAGAGAAUGUUGUUUCAGUAUCACCAAAAUUGGAAAAAAAAUUAGAGCCAUCAAAAUUAGAAACAAUGCCUGAAUCUAAAAUAGUAGAUAGUACAGAAGAUAUAUAUGAAUUUAAAGAACCAGAACCAUUUGAAUUUGAGGUACGAAAUAAACGAGAUACAAGUGGAGAAAAAGACAAGAUAAAAAAGAGGGUGUUUGAAGAAGAACCGAAAAGCCCUAAAAAGAAACAAAAAAUAGUUGUAUCACCAGUUAUAAAAGAAACUAAAUCAGAAAGCGACAACGAUUCACGAAAAAAAGUAAAGAAAUUAUUCAGUAAAAGGACUGAUGAUAUUACAGACAAUUUAUCUUCUCACAAAUCACUACAAUCUACAUCAUUAGCAACAUGUGAAGAAGCAUUCGAUAAGCUUUGUGAAUCACCUUCAUUUAAUUCGGCGAAACCAAUACCUAUUAUUGAGGAAACGAGUAAAAUAAAUAAUGGUAUAGAUCUUUUAUUUAGUGAUUUACCUGGAGAUGAUGAUGCUACUCAUGACGACUCAGAAGAUCGUUUAAUAAUAUCAGAGGCGGAAGUUUCAGAAGCAGAACAAGAAAACUUAUUUACAUAUCAGCAAGAAAUGUUUCCUUCUAAUGAUGGAAAUGAUUCAAUGGAAUCCAAUAAAGAAGACACAAGUUUACAAAUUGAAUCGGUAAGAGAGGAUAUAACAUUAACAGUUUCAAAUAAACCUGAUAUAGCUGUUGAACAGAAACAAAGCAUUAAAUCUCCUUUACAUUGUCAAUCUCCAGAAUUAAAACCAUUAGAUCCAAAGUUAUUAGACAUUACACCUGUUUCAUCUUCAAUUGUAACAAUUCCAGCACCAAUUAGUGCAAGAUUACCAGCUACAUCUACAAUCGAAGAAAAACUUUCAGCUGCAAUGGGUUUUCGUAAUAAAACUAAAGAUGUUAAAAAAGAAGAUGAAAUUCCAGAAGUUGUAUGGAAACCCUCAAAAGAAAUUUCUAAGAAGUUAGAUAUUGUAGUUGCACAAAAAAGUAAAGAAGAUCAGCAUGGGCCUAAGACUGAAAGUGAGAAUAAGAAACGAGAAGAGGAAGAGAUUGUAAUAAAUAAUGAAAACCAAUGUAAAGAAAUAAUGUGUGUAGUAAUUAAACAAAAAGAAGAAGAACUUCAACAAUUUAAACUUAAAAAAGAAGUAGAAAUAAAAAAAUUCGUUGAAACAAAAACAGAACAUAAAAAGAUACCUGAAACUGAAGAAGAAGAAUGGAAACAUAUAGAAAAUGAGAAGUCUAAGAAAACAGAAGAUGAAUUUAAAGAACACGAUUUUAAAGAAAAGGAAAAGGAAAAUCAUAAGAAGAUAAUCAGCCAAGAUAUGGUAGAUUCUGCAGAUAGUAGUGAUUCUGAACAGAGGUUAAUAAUCGAUAAUGAGGAAUCACAAGAUGUGAAAAGUUCGUCAAAUUUUGAUGUUAAAUUAAGAGCAGAGUUAGAUAGGCUUCAAGACACACAAGAAAGGUUCCCACUAUUACAAUCACAAAAAUCUACGCAACCAUUAAAACAUCAGCCACAAGAAUGUAUUGCUGAAUUUAAAACAGAGAUCAAAGAAACACCUGUCAUAAAAACAGAUGAAGAGGGAGAGGCAAUUAAUUCUUUGUUAUGUGAGGAAGAAAUACCAGGUUCACCAGCACCUAUUACUGAAAAUAUAGAACAAAUAAAUGCUGGUCCAUCCUGUUCACCUCCAAAAGUUGAAACUACAGAAAAUAGUAUAGUAUUAAUGGAAAUGCCAUUUGCAAGUGCUCCUACAUCUGGUCAGAGUACAACCAGCAGCACUGUUGCCACUCUGAGUAUGGCACUGCCAAAAACUGUAGAAACAUCUGUCCCAGUUUCUUUAUCUAUACAACAAAAUCCUACUCUGGGCAUGAGACAACAGCAGUCUCAUCAUCAACACUUACCUGCACUAAUGCCUGCACAGAGGAGAGAAAGCAAUGAAGCAGCACCUGUAAUGGAUAAUACACCUCCAACUACACCCGAUUCAAGCAUUUCCAAUAUCUCUGGAUCCCCAAGAGAAGAAAGGACAGGUGGUUCAUCACCAACUUCAGAGGAUAAUAUGAAACAUAAUCGUGAUAGUUCUGAAGCAGACAAUGACAGUGGUGGGAAAGGUCCAGGAUUCAGUGAAGAUGACACAUUGCCAAAUGUUGAAGGAAAUUCUGCAGAUAGAAUAUUAAAACCACCAGCAAAGCGAUCCAUUGAAGAAACACAAUCGCCUAAAAAACGUAAGAGGAGUAGGAAGCACUCAGAAUGUGAUAAAAAUACUACUAAAAAAGCGGGAAGACAUGGUAAUAGACAUGGUAGACAUGGUGGCGGAAGCGAUAGCGAUGACACAAGUGAAGGUUCUAAUUUAUGUGGAAUUAAUACAACUUCAACAAAUCACACGAAUAUCACUAGUGUUCCUGAUCUUAGUAAUUACUCAUCGAGAUCACCUCGACCGACGAAAUAUAAUUUUUAUGUGGAAUUAGAUCCUGAAUUGGAUGGCAGUCAAAGGAUAGCUGUACUACAGCAAAAAUUAGCUGAGUUACGUAAAACAUAUAAUGCUGUGAAAGUUGAACUUGCUGCUAUUGAAAGACGCAGAAAAAAAUUAAGAAGAAGAGAACGAGAAGCUAUAAAGGCAGCUAAAGCAGAAAUGCAACAGGCCUGUUCGUGAUGAGCUGCCUUGAAACAUCCUAAUUAUCUUAACCUGCGCUAAAGAAAUUUUUAUACAACACUGGGAGAUAAUAGGAUAGUAUCACUAUAUGGACACCCUGCAAUUAUAGCAGAUUUCAUGACAAUUUUUACCUACCUAAUAUCGUUUAGGUAAAUUUUCCCCCAUUAAUAUAAAUUGUAGAUAUAGAUAUAAGAUUUAGUAUAAAUGAGGAACACUUACCAGAAUGAAGAUAUAUAUUCAUAUAUGCUUUGUGUUGUACAUUUUUUUGUCAAGAACAUAACGUAACAGUUGAAAAUUUCUAUCCUCGAUUUGUCAUUUCACCUGCUCAGAUGCAAAGUACAAAUUAUCGAACUUGAUGAUCAUUUCAUCGUUCAUUCUUCUUUUUUAAGAAAAGGCUGAGAAAAAUGUUACCGAUAGUGUGUUAUUGUAAAGACAUCUUGGGAACAAAUAAUUGUCUAAGCCGUCUGUCAUUUUCGUUUCGAGUAUAGCUUAUAACACCGUUGGCGGUUGAGCUGUUUUCAAGACGAUAAAAUAAAGAUGUCAAGUGCAACAACCAUCACAUAUUUCCUAGAAUAGUAAAUUUUGUAUAUAUUAGAAGUAGUAAUGUUAUAGUAGUUCGCAAUAUACGUAUAUACGUAAAUAGAAUUUUAGCGUCUUUGCGAUCGAAAUUUUUUAUUUAAAAAAUAAAAGGAAAUGUUGCAAUGUGGUUCAUAAAGUAGUAAGAAGUUAAUCAUAUUCAAAGCAAUGUUCAUUUAUACGCAAACAACUUGUGAAAUGAACGGAUGAUUGUAUAUUGAUAUGCAUGUGAGAUAUAGCACAAUUUUUAACUUCCAAAAAAUGAAUUACUUUAAUUUAUGUAUAUAAUUUACGUAAAUAGAAUAUCAUAUUAUAAUUAUUCUAAAAUACGAAACAUUCAAGUUUAUUCGUAUUUCAUACCAAAUUUCUUGACAAAGUGCAUAGAAUUAGAUUUUCAACUAUGCAAUUGUCAUGAAUGCAGCUCAACGUUUAUCAAUUUACAGCCUUUUGCAUUAUAUUUGAAAAAUUGCUGCCAUUGUGCUUUAAUCAUCAGAUAGGUAUUAGACGUUCGUCGUCGUGUAUAUCGUAAUUGGUCAAAGAUGCAUUUAUAUUUCUAUUUGAGCGUCAAAGUACCUCAGGUACUAAAUUAAAAGGAAACAAAAAAAAUUAAACUUAAGAAACAAGUUGCAAAAAACAAAAUCAAAUACCCCUGAGUGGAAUUAAAUUUGUACGAAGACAUGUUGGCUGAUAAAAAGAAUGAAAUUUUAUAUAGAUAUAUAUUAUAUAUUUUUUAUAAAAAAAUCAGUCGUGGACAUGCUUUAUGGUAUCAGACAACAUGAUCAUACAUUGAUUGGGGGAAAAAUGAAAGAAAAUAAGGAGUUGGGCUCUAUAAAUCUUUGUACAUAUUUUACAUUGUGUGUGUUGAAAACACUCAUAAGUCAAGUUUUAGUAGUUUAUCGCACACAGAUAUAGCUACGCAUAUUAUUGUAUAAUGAUUUCAGAAAUCUUGCAGUAGCACAUACUAAAUGUUUGUUUUAAGAAGUCAAGAAAAUGUGUAUCGACACUCAAUCAAGUAAUACUUACAAUCAAUUAAUACCUACAAAAAUAUUUACAUUUCUUCAAAUUGUAUUAAAAGAAAGAAUAUUUUAUUUAAAAUAUUCUUUAUAUUUCGUUGUUUAUAUUAUUGUAUGAUUCCAGCAGAACUAUGUAAAAACAUUUUAUUUUGAAAGUAAUUUUCAUUAUUAUAAUUAACAAUGAAAAUAGUUUAAGGUAUUUAAAUAUAAAAGCAUUGUAAAACAUACGUAGAAAUAUAUAUACAUAUUGUACAAUUCAGUUUAAUAAACUACAGGAUAAUUGACAGCAGAAUUGUAAACAGUAAUAUUAAAACGUUAACAUCAAUAAUAUUGUUAUUUCUUUUAGUUGCAUACAGCUCUUGCAUAAAGCUCUGCUUAGAUAUUAUAUAUGUUUAGUAUGCAUAUGAUUUAAAAUAAAUAUUCAAAUUCUACUUCUGUUUUGCAAAAUAGUAAUAUUUCUAGAUAAAAUAUCUAGAAAUAUAGAAUAUACUAUUAGAUAAAUGGACCUCUAUUUAUUUGGAGGGUAAGUAAGAUAAUAAAUGCAUCCUAAACAGAUUUUAUAUAGGUGCACCCGUUAUUUUAUUAUGAUUUAUCAUUAUCUUUAUUACUAUUAUUUAUUAUUUGCAAUUUACAUUUAGGCAGUAAUAUUUAUAGGAAAACACUAUUAUACAGGUUAUCAGUCAUUAAUUUGAGGAUAUUGGCUACAUUUAUAGGUAAAAUAUUAUAUACACAUAUUGAUCACAGAUAUAACAAAUUUAUAUUGUCUUUUCUUAUGCAGUGAUAAUGAUAUAUUAAAUAAAAAGGUAAAAUAAAGUAAAAUUUCUCAAAUACUGUUAAAAUAUUUAAGGUUUUACAAUAAUGUUUGAGUGACGAACACAACCUUGUCUUCUAAAAACAAAUUUUCUCUUUGUAAAUGAUGAAUUACAUGUGAAAUAAUACAUAUAGUAAGCACAAUACGGAUUGUGUCGCCAACCAAUAAUAUUGUUCCACAUAACAUUUAAUUGUGUUAGCAAAUAUUGUUAAGAAAUAAAUAAUCUUAACAAAU